CUGUGCGUAUCUCUUUAAGGAGGUUGGGCCCCCGAAGGUUCCAAAGAACGUGACGUUGCACGUCUCCAGACCGGGAACAGGCUGUGCAUGUUCGCUCCAAACAGCUCUCUGCAACGGCUCACAGUCCAAAAGUGUUGCUAUCAUGCCUGCCAGAAAGACCACUACCAAGAGAAAGUCUGCAGAUAUUGUAGAAGAUGAUAAAGACUCCAAAAAGCAGAAAGUUUCACACGGGAGUCAUUGCAAAGAGGUGGGGCAGGUUCUUGUUUUGGGCCAGGGUGAUGUUGGACAGUUGGGUUUAGGCGAAGAUGUCAUUGAAAGGAAGAAGCCAGCACUUCUGUCCCUGCCAGAGAAAAUUGUGCAGGUGACAGCUGGAGGCAUGCACACCGUGUGCCUCAGUGAAACUGGAAAUGUUUACACUUUUGGCUGUAAUGACGAAGGAGCCCUUGGUCGGGACACAUCAGAGGAGGGGUCUGAGAUGGUCCCUGGAAAGGUGACGCUGAAUGAGAAGGUGAUCCAGGUAUCAGCGGGGGACAGCCACACGGCUGCGCUCAUGGAGAAUGGAUCGGUGUACAUCUGGGGCUCCUUCAGGGAUAAUAAUGGCGUCAUUGGUCUUCUGGAGCCCAUGAAAAUGUGUCCCCUUCCAGUCAAAGUCCCCUUAACAGAACAUGUUGUGAAAAUAGUUUCAGGUAAUGAUCACAUGGUGAUGGUGACGCUGGAGGGAAACCUUUACUCUUCAGGCUCAGCUGAGCAGGGGCAGCUGGGAAGGGUGCCUGAGCACUUUUCAAACAGAGGAGGCAGGAAAGGUCUGGAGCGGCUGCUGGUUCCACAGAUGGUAAAAGUCAAAGGGAAAGUUCACUUCAUUGAUGCCUUCUGUGGAGCGUACUUCACAUUUGCUGUGUCAAAAGAGGGGCAUGUGUAUGGAUUUGGCCUCUCAAACUAUCACCAGCUGGGCACCAAAAGCACCAAGAUGUGUUUUGUUCCUGUGAAGCUUACAUGUUUUAAGAACUCUACCACCGCCUGGGUAGACUUCUCUGGAGGACAGCAUCACACACUUUGCCUUGAUGCUGAUGGGCAGGUAUAUAGCCUGGGCAGAGCAGAGUAUGGUCGUCUUGGUCUGGGAGAAGGGGCUGAAGAGAAGAGCGAGCCCACACCUGUGAUGGGGAUGGGGCCGGCUAAAGGAGUGUCAUGUGGGGCGUCUGUCAGCUUUGCAGUCACCAGAGAAGGAUCUGUGUAUGCCUGGGGCAUGGGCACCAACCUGCAGCUUGGCACUGGAGAGGAAGAUGAUGAGUGGAGUCCUGUGAAGAUGACAGGCAAACAGCUGGAGAAACGUGAAGUACUGAUGGCAUCCAGUGGAGGGCAGCACACGGUCCUUUUGGUCAAAGACCAGCAGGAAAGCUGAUGUCCUUCACUAACAGAGAGUGAAGGGGGAGUUUCGAGGUGGGGCCACGUUCAGGGUGCCAAAAUCAGGGGAGGGGGGUGAUUAUAUAAAACUUCCCGUGCUGAGCCAAGGGAGCGUGAGAGGUGUAUGACAGAGGGUGAGGAGACAUUUGUCCUCUUUUAUGGGAGCUCCUCUGCCCUUGGCAUGGAGAAGCUGUUUUUGGUAGAUCAUGACAAAUGAGAGACUAUUUUUUUAAGGCUAGUUUUUGACAGUCCUUUAAAUUCUUUUCAUCAGGUUGUUUGUAUGACUGCAAAAUGUGUGAUUAGAAAUUUGACUGUGCAUGUACAUAAAUGAAAUGACUGCAGGAUGUUUAAGGACAUAGUCUUUUUUUUUUUUUUAAUGUUUUCUUUAAAGCAAUAAGUAGAUUAGACCUUUGUCAGACAGAACCUUUAUGCCCGGUGAGUUUAACAUGUGUGACUACUGUUCGUUUUACCCACUGCACACAAAAUUGUUGUAACUAUUCUGUGACACAUACCGUAUCCUGUAUUUUGUUGCAUUUCCUGUCUGAAAAAUAAAGCUGAUUAGUUUUUAAAAAAAAAAAAUACAAUCAGUAUUUCAUGU
Molecule: messenger RNA, 1999 nt
Organism: Archocentrus centrarchus (flier cichlid)
Lineage: Eukaryota; Metazoa; Chordata; Actinopteri; Cichliformes; Cichlidae
Gene: rcc1
Product: regulator of chromosome condensation 1
Exons: 10
Coding region: 143-1399 (418 amino acids)
Cellular component (GO): cytoplasm
Molecular function (GO): guanyl-nucleotide exchange factor activity
Source: RefSeq, a predicted model, not a curated record